Molecule: messenger RNA, 1641 nt
Organism: Phaethon lepturus (White-tailed tropicbird)
Lineage: Eukaryota; Metazoa; Chordata; Aves; Phaethontiformes; Phaethontidae
Product: adenylate cyclase type 2-like
Exons: 15
Biological process (GO): cAMP biosynthetic process; adenylate cyclase-inhibiting G protein-coupled receptor signaling pathway; adenylate cyclase-activating G protein-coupled receptor signaling pathway
Cellular component (GO): plasma membrane
Molecular function (GO): adenylate cyclase activity
Source: RefSeq, a predicted model, not a curated record
AUGACAAAAGUUGUGAUAUGCAGCAGACUUCUAGAUGUCAGGAAGAAUCCUUGCCGGUUUUUGUCAAGGCCAGUGACAGAGUUUUGGAAGUAUUCCAGGAAAAAAGCCUUCCUAACAAAGGAAGGGGCUGCCACUAGGGAAAAGAGUGUGGACAUAAAUCCUGAGCUGAGAAAGAUAAAACAGGACCAAGGCUUCAAAACCGUAGCUCUGAGAGUGGCUUCUGCCUACCUCAAAUCGACAAGUAUUUUGUCUCAAAGUCAGUGUCUUGAGCGUCUUCUACUUUCUUUACUGCCUGCUCACAUUGCCAUGGAAAUGAAAGCAGAGAUCAUUCAGAGGUUACAAGGUCCGAAGGCAGGCCAGCUGGAAAACACCAACAACUUCCACAAUUUGUAUGUCAAAAGGCACACCAAUGUAAGCAUCUUGUAUGCUGAUAUCGUGGGAUUCACUCGCCUGGCCAGUGACUGCUCACCAGGGGAACUGGUGCACAUGCUCAAUGAGCUGUUUGGCAAGUUUGAUCAGAUUGCAAAGGAAAAUGAAUGUAUGAGAAUUAAAAUCCUAGGCGACUGCUAUUACUGUGUUUCUGGACUACCUAUAUCUCUUCAAAAUCAUGCCAAGAAUUGUGUGAAAAUGGGACUGGACAUGUGUGAAGCCAUUAAGAAAGUGAGGGACGCAACUGGAGUUGAUAUUAAUAUGCGCGUAGGAGUGCACUCGGGGAAUGUGCUUUGCGGCGUUAUUGGGCUGCAGAAGUGGCAGUACGAUGUAUGGUCUCAUGAUGUUACUCUGGCAAAUCACAUGGAAGCUGGAGGAGUCCCAGGCCGUGUUCACAUCACCUCAGUCACCUUGGCACAUUUGAAUGGAGCUUACAAAGUGGAAGAUGGGGAUGGAGAUGUGAGGGACCCAUAUCUGAAAGAGCAUAAUGUUAAGACUUACUUUGUAAUCAAUCCUAAGGGAGAGAAGCGAAGCCCUCAGCACCACAUUAGACCUCGACAUACUCUUGAUGGAGCCAAAAUGAGAGCUUCUGUCCGCAUGACCCGGUACCUGGAAUCUUGGGGAGCAGCCAAGCCAUUUGCACACUUGCACCACAGGGACAGCAUGACCACUGAAAACGGCAAGAUUAGCACAACAGAUGUUCCCAUGGGGCAAUAUCAUUUUCAGCGUUGCAGAGAAAGAACAAAAUCACAGAAAAGAAGAUUUGAGGAGGAAUUGAAUGAGAGGAUGAUCCAGGCCAUUGAUGGAAUCAAUGCUCAAAAGCAGUGGCUUAAAUCUGAAGAUAUUCAAAGAAUAUCACUUCUUUUCUAUAAUAAGACUCUGGAGAAAGAAUAUCGAGCAACUACUCUGCCUGCAUUUAAGUAUUAUGUGACUUGCGCCUGUCUCAUAUUCUUCUGCAUUUUUGUUGUGCAGAUUCUGGUAUUGCCAAAAACAUCUAUUCUUGGAAUUUCAUUUGGGGCUGCAUUUCUCUUGCUUUCCUUCAUUUUGUUUAUCUGCUUUGCUGGACAGCUUUUGCAAUGUAGCAAGAAGGCAUCAGCUUCACUGCUGUGGAUCCUGAAGUCAUCUGGAAUAAUUGCAAACCGUCCUUGGCCACGGAUCACUCUUACAUUGACAACCACUGCUAUAAUAUUAACUAUGGCUGUAUUCAACAUG